AUGUUAGAAAAAAAGUUUGCUGACAUUGACAAGAAAUUUGAGAAUGUUUUAGACAAGAACAAGAGGAAGUUAGAAAAUGCUCAGAUAAAGCCUAUACAUGAAAAGUUCUUAUUUGCUCAGAAUGGUAUAACAGGUCUAAUUGCACCACCUGGGUCGGGUAAGACUUUCACUUAUCUUAAAAUGGCUGCACAACAACAAGAACUAGAUGAGAAGAACCCAUUCUAUGAGUUAGUUGUUAUUUGUUCGACUUCUGGUCAAUUUGACCAAACCGUCAAUUCGUUCAAAGAUAUUAUAAAGAAGUCUAAGUUAGUAUGUAUAAAGGAUACUGAGUUGUUAGAUUGGAUAAAGAAGUACCAAAGAAGAGUUUUGAAGUAUAAUGCUAUAAAUGAGUAUAUAAAUUCUAAGUUCAAAGACCCUAAUGAGGAAAUGCAGAGAAUAUUAGAGAAGAAACACUUCAGAAACAAACAGAAAGAGAUAGAAUACAUUUCGAAGAAAUUGCAAUCUUACGAUUGGAAGACUUACCCUCAUAGAU
Molecule: messenger RNA, 532 nt
Organism: Trichomonas vaginalis G3
Lineage: Eukaryota; Parabasalia; Trichomonadida; Trichomonadidae
Product: P-loop containing nucleoside triphosphate hydrolases family
Exons: 1
Molecular function (GO): hydrolase activity; ATP binding; DNA binding
Source: RefSeq, a predicted model, not a curated record